Molecule: messenger RNA, 1266 nt
Organism: Schistocerca nitens (vagrant locust)
Lineage: Eukaryota; Metazoa; Arthropoda; Insecta; Orthoptera; Acrididae
Product: putative gustatory receptor 28a
Exons: 3
Coding region: 1-1266 (421 amino acids)
Biological process (GO): sensory perception of taste
Cellular component (GO): dendrite; axon; membrane
Source: RefSeq, a predicted model, not a curated record
AUGAUGGUAGACAACUUAUUCGGCGCCGUGAAACCACUAUACUACUUGAGCAGGAUAUUUGGUCUGGCUCCAUUUUCUUUCAAUCCUAAAACCAGUAAGUUCACCUGUGCUCUGUAUGACAGAAUUUAUCCUCUUGUACUGGUAACAGCUGCAUUUGUACUGGGCGUUCUAGCCACAACAGAACGAGACGAGGCUACGCAUUUCAUACCAACUGUCGACUUGAACGAUAUGAUUGAGAUAGUAAUGGUUACGUCAUCUGGCACACUGAUUCUGCUCAAAUGGUUUCUUUCCAACUACAAGAUUGUUAAAGAUAUUCUAAAUAAGAUAAUCGAAAUCGACGAAGUUCUCCUGACUGAUUCCGUAGCGGAGUUCAGGAAAAUAUUCAGGAUUCUUAUGGUAGAAAUAGCAGUGCUGGUUCCUGCGCUUCUGUUCCUCUUCGUGUGUGAUUCCUGGACGUGGAAGGAGUCCAUGAAGAUCUUCGACCUAUGCUACUUUGCUGCGCCGUAUCCCUAUUACGCUGUGGUCGUAAUGUCAGAAACGCAGUUCUUCAACCUGGUGCUGCUGCUGAAGUGUCGCUAUGCACGAGUGAACCAAAGGCUGAGAUCGGUGUGGCAGAGAGCAGAGUCAGCUUCAUUCCUAAAGCGGUCAACACCUUGGACGGACAUGGUAGCAACCACCGACGACGGCCGCCCUAGCAGGAGACUCUUUAUUGAUACAGUGAUGCGGCAAGCCAAGAACGUUGACGACUCUGGAGAGGUUCAUCUGCUGCGUCAAGUGCACGGUCAGCUCUUCGACACAGCAGGACUCGUUAACGAAGCGUUCGGCCUGCCAAUACUGACUGCUGUCGCCGCCCACUUCAUCCACUGCGUAUCACUGCUCAACCUAAUACUAGCGCUCAAGUUACAAUACCAGCCUAUCCCGCCCAGCCAAGUGGACCUGAUGAUGCUGAACCUGCUGAGCUGGGUGGUGCUGCACGUCAGCUGCGUGCUGGCCGUCACGUGGUGCUCCAGCUCCGCUGUCGCCGAGGCCCGCCAGACAGCUGUUCUGGUGCACAAGGUGCUGCUGCCGAACGCGGGCGCCGGCGCGGCUGGCGCACAGCUGCGCGACCAGCUGCAGCUGUUCUCGCAGCAGCUGCUGCACCACCGUCUCCGCUUCACCGCUGCCGGUGUCUUCACGGUUGACCUCACCAUACUCCUUUCCAUGGCUGGUGCCAUCACCACCUACCUCGUGAUUUAUUUGCAGUUCAACGAUACCAAAAAUAUUUAA